AUGCAAAAGGUCGAGGAGGUGGAUGCGCCUGCCCCGGGUAAUGUCAAGUGGUUGCGCUUGCAGCCGCAGAGUGCGGGCACGACGAGUGGUGUCAAGAUGGUGUAUCGGCUGAGUACGGUGGGUGGGUUGGCGCCGGCGUCGUGUGAGGGGAGGGCGGCGGGCGAGGUGGUUACUGUCGGGUAUGAGGCGCAGUAUUGGAUUUAUGCUUAG
This is a messenger RNA of Plenodomus lingam JN3, 210 nucleotides long. RefSeq lists its product as uncharacterized. The record is from RefSeq and is a predicted model, not a curated record. NCBI's taxonomy places the organism in Eukaryota, Fungi, Ascomycota, Dothideomycetes, Pleosporales, Leptosphaeriaceae.